This is a messenger RNA of Plasmodium gonderi, 1206 nucleotides long. RefSeq lists its product as hypothetical. The record is from RefSeq and is a predicted model, not a curated record. Bases 1 to 1206 code for a protein of 401 amino acids. The transcript has 2 exons. NCBI's taxonomy places the organism in Eukaryota, Apicomplexa, Aconoidasida, Haemosporida, Plasmodiidae. Gene Ontology annotation, cellular component: mitochondrion.
AUGUUGGCAAAAUUGAUGAGAAGCAUCAACACAUGUAAUAAUUUCCUUAGGAGUAAAAAAUAUGAAUUUCAAUUUGUAAAGGAAAGGAAAUAUGAAUCUAUUAUUUUUCGAAAGAGCAUCAGGAAACUGCUCCUUUUUUUUUAUAAGGAAAUACAUCCAGACUUGACACAAGACUUACCAGAAGAAUUAAAAAAGGUAAACGGUGAAUCGUUAAGUGUUUUAAAUUCUUAUAUAGAUAUUCUGAGCUCGUCAUCAAGAAGUGAGAAUAACAUAUUUAUAGAAAAAAAAUUAGUUUUUUUCAAGGUGUUCGAAAACUCAGAACAUCAAAUUAUUAAGGGAAGGUAUAAAAACAUAGUCAUUAAAUUACAAACUCUAUCGAAUAAUUUAUCUUCCCAAGAGAAAGAACAAAUUACAGCAAAGUUGAUUUACGAGAUUAGGAAGUCCCUAGAUAAAAUAAAAAAUGUGAACAUAUUUAAUGAAUGUGAUAAUGAGAGUGCUGAAAAUUUGGGUGAGGACUUACUGAAUUAUGAGAAAAAUGGGAAAAAUGAGAAAAGACAAAAGAGUUAUAUAAAUUCGUUAUGGGAUGAUUUAACAAACCACGUAAAGAACACACAAGCAUUAUUCCAACCAUCCGAAGAACACACCCUAUUAAUGCAAAAAAGAAGAAGCUACUUUUAUUACAUAAGAAAAAAAUUAGAGGAAAAAUACCAAAAGAUAAAUCAUAAGAAAAGAAGGAAAAGAAAAUUACUAAAAGUGAAAGAAACAGCAAAUAAAAUAACACGGGAAAAAUUUCCAGACAUUGAACAUAAAAACUAUGAAAAUGAAAUUCUCGAUUGCAGUUAUAAAAUUAUUCAAAAUGGAUUUGAUCCAAAUUUAAUUUUUUUUCAUAAAGACAUAAAAACGGUAGAGGAAAAAAAAAAGGCUAUAGAAAAUAUAUGUGGAAUGCACUUAAAGGAUGAUGCCGAUAAGUGGUUGCUAGAAAACUGCCUCAAACUUUUAAAAAAUCAUCGAACUCAAAUUCCGUUAGUUAUCUGCAUGGACAAAAAAAUUUCUUUGUCUUCUACCUUUGGAUUUAUUUACAUACCAUUGGAAUUUUGCGUGAACGAUUUAUUUAACUUUCUAGAGAACAAUCUUCAUCUAGCAAGGAGUGUUAGAAGAAAGGUAAUAACAACGAGGAAAAUGGAAUACACCGAGAGAAAUAAAUAA